Messenger RNA from Micropterus dolomieu (smallmouth bass), 1200 nucleotides. RefSeq names its product glutathione S-transferase A-like. The transcript is spliced from 6 exons. The coding region runs from base 73 to 753 and encodes 226 amino acids. The record is from RefSeq and is a predicted model, not a curated record. Gene Ontology annotation, molecular function: glutathione transferase activity. Gene Ontology annotation, biological process: glutathione metabolic process. NCBI's taxonomy places the organism in Eukaryota, Metazoa, Chordata, Actinopteri, Centrarchiformes, Centrarchidae.
UCUGCGUUUGUCUGCUCAGCUUCUGAGACGCUUGUGGAAGCCCUGAGGUUGUAGGCCGUGAAAACUGAAGGCAUGGCCCAGGACAUGACUCUGCUGUGGGGCUCCGGCUCUCCUCCCUGCUGGAGGGUGAUGAUCGCUCUGGAGGAGAAGAACCUGCAGGGCUACAACCACAAACUGCUCUCCUUUGAGAAAAUGGAGCACAAGUCCCAAGAAGUGUUAGACAUAAAUCCCAGGGGUCAGCUUCCCUCUUUCAAACAUGGAGACUUCACCGUGAAUGAAUCCUACGCAGUCUGUUUUUACCUGGAGAGUCAGUUUAAGUCCCAGGGAAACAAACUGAUCCCAGACAGCCCGGCAGAACAAGCACUGAUGUACCAACGCAUGAUGGAGGGUCCCACGUUCUACGAAAAACUCAAUGCAGUUAUCUACUACAACUGGUUUGUCCCUGAAGGAGAGAGGCACGACUCAGCUCUGAAGAGAAACAGGGAAGCUCUGGCCUCUGAACUCAAGCUCUGGGAGGGUUACCUGCAGAAGCUGGGCUCUGGCUCCUACCUGGCAGGACCCUCCUUUUCACUGGCAGAUGUGACCGUUUUUCCAACUGUUGCUACUCUUUUCAGAUUUGGAUUGUCUGCUGAGCAUUACCCUAAACUGGGAGAGUAUUACGCAUUGUUGAAGGAGCGGCCCAGCAUCAUAGCCAGCUGGCCUCCUCACUGGCUGGAGAACCCCAAGGGACAAGACACGCUCAAAGACAUCUGAGGUUCACACACACACUGUACAAUCACGUCUGCCUGUAAUGUUUUGGUUUGGUUUCUAUAAAAGCUCUUUUGUUUAUUGUAGUUUCAGUUCCCAGGUUUUCACAUGUGAUACAGCUCUUUAAUUUUCUGAUAUUGUCAUGGAAUGAAAGUGUUGAGAUCACCAGUAUGUUCUUAAUAUAUUAGUGUUACAAGGGCAGAAAUGUAGUUCUUUUGUUUUGUCAAACUAACUUUUAUAUUUAGUUCAAAAGUGUGUAAAAAAGUCGUGUCUGUCAGAUAUUUAACAAACACAGGCAAUGUUGGUCUGUGCAGCAUGUGAUGUUUGCAGGGUAACAGGCAUAGGUUGCAGGCCAAAUGUAAUGUAAUGUGAUAUUGUUGAUCCAGCGUACAUACAUGGCGUGUAUUUGUAACAUCAAUAUCUGUUUAUUAAUAUAUGCAUAAGUCACUAUAA